Messenger RNA from Betta splendens (Siamese fighting fish), 3126 nucleotides. Its product is annotated as potassium voltage-gated channel subfamily A member 3-like. Gene Ontology annotation, biological process: potassium ion transmembrane transport; protein homooligomerization. The record is from RefSeq and is a predicted model, not a curated record. The transcript has a single exon. The coding region runs from base 496 to 2037 and encodes 513 amino acids. Gene Ontology annotation, molecular function: protein binding; delayed rectifier potassium channel activity. Gene Ontology annotation, cellular component: membrane; voltage-gated potassium channel complex. Lineage: Eukaryota; Metazoa; Chordata; Actinopteri; Anabantiformes; Osphronemidae.
AUAUCGUUGCUUCUGGCCAGAGUGUGUUGACAGCUAUAACACUGUAUACUGUAACUGGCUUGUUAAAUGUAGCUCAUUAUUAUCUUAAAAAUACCGAUCGAUAUCACUUUGUCUCCCUCUCAAGAUUACAUUAGUGCCACUUGUUAAUGUAAUGAAUAGUUUAUAUGAGCAUUCAAGCUUCGAAGCGAAAAUGAUACAACUUGGUUCCAAAGUGUUUUGUGUCGCCCCGUUUGUGUGAGCAUGUGUUGCUCCUCUAAGUGUGGAGUUCAUUUCUGAUUGGGCAGGUUACGGGCGAAUGUCAGACACAUCCGCGCAGAGCGCUGGUGUCGACGUGUUUGGGGGGUAAAAACAGGCAGAGGAGAGAGGAGCGCGGCGCUUCAUUGUGUGGAGACGUAGCGAUGCGAUGUAUGUGGCGUCUGCCUCGGCUCUCCGAAGCUGUAGGCUUUGGCUGAGAGGCGUGGCGCACUCUGCCCCUCAAGACGGAAAACCACCUGUAUGGACGACCAGACUUCCAGCGUGACCCCCCCCGGGCGCAGGGGCAGCACCGGGUCCGGCGGUCAGGGCUGUGCCGGGGUGGAGGAGGGCGUCAUGACGGUGGAAACCAUGCUGGAGGAGUCCGCCGUGGUUUCGGCGCCACACCUGUCGCUGGAUCGAUACGACCACGGUCGCCAGGGAUGCUGCGAGCGGGUAGUGAUCAACAUCUCGGGUUUACGCUUCGAGACGCAACUUAAAACUUUCAACCAGUUCCCAGACACGCUGCUUGGAGACCCGAGGAAAAGGAUGCGCUACUUUGACCCACUGAGGAACGAGUACUUUUUCGACAGGAACAGACCCAGCUUUGAUGCAAUCCUUUACUACUACCAGUCAGGAGGGCGCAUACGAAGACCCGUUAACGUCCCCAUCGAUAUCUUCUCAGAGGAAAUUAGGUUUUAUCAGCUCGGAGAGGAGGCGAUGGAGAAAUUCCGAGAUGAUGAAGGAUUUAUAAAGGAAGAGGAGCGCGUGCUGCCAAACAACGAUUUCCAAAAGCAGGUUUGGCUUUUGUUUGAAUACCCGGAAAGCUCUGGGCCAGCAAGAGGAAUAGCAAUAGUUUCAGUGCUCGUUAUUUUGAUCUCAAUUGUCAUUUUCUGUAUGGAGACUUUGCCGGAAUUCCGGGAUGAGAAGGACCAAGCCACGGUGGCGCCCCUCGUCAACGGCACGACGCGCUACGCGUCAAGUCCGUUCACGGACCCCUUCUUCGUGAUUGAGACUCUGUGUAUCAUAUGGUUCUCUUUCGAGUUGCUGGUCAGGUUUUUCGCCUGCCCCAGCAAAACUACGUUUUCUAAAAACAUCAUGAAUAUCAUUGACAUCGUGGCCAUAAUCCCCUACUUUAUCACUUUGGGGACCGAGCUGGCCGAGAGGCAAACCAACGGCGGCCAACAGGCGAUGUCCCUCGCCAUACUGAGGGUGAUCAGGCUGGUGAGGGUCUUUCGAAUAUUUAAGCUCUCGCGACAUUCGAAGGGGCUCCAGAUUUUGGGACAGACCCUCAAGGCGAGCAUGAGGGAGCUCGGUUUGCUCAUAUUCUUCCUCUUCAUCGGAGUUAUUCUCUUCUCCAGCGCAGUUUACUUUGCGGAGGCAGACGACCCCUCUUCCAGCUUCACCAGCAUCCCGGAUGCCUUUUGGUGGGCAGUCGUCACCAUGACCACCGUCGGAUACGGCGACAUGCAUCCGGUGACCAUCGGUGGCAAAAUAGUUGGGUCGCUGUGCGCAAUAGCAGGCGUGCUGACAAUUGCCUUACCCGUGCCGGUGAUUGUGUCCAAUUUCAACUACUUUUACCACAGAGAGACCGACGGAGAGGAGCACCAGCAGUACCUGAACGCCGACAGCUGCGAGCACCUGCCCUCGGGCGAGCUGAGGAGGUCGUGCAGCUCGUCGUCGCUCAGCAAGUCCGAGUACGUGGUUGUGGAGGAGGGCAUCAACAGUGCGUUCAAACAGUGCAACUUCGCCACCGAGAAUAAUCAGAACUGUGUCAACAUCAAAAAGAUCUUUACAGACGUGUAGACGAGGCCGAGAGGGAGCAUGAAGAAAUAGUAGCUAUAAUAUUUUUUAUAUAAUCAAUUGUAACGUGUAAGUCCAUAUCCGUGACCGCUGCGUAAAUGUCGGUUUAAAGGGGUCGUUUGUCUUUUUAUUUCUUUACUCGAAUGAGAAAUCACGAGCCUGUUGUUUAGAUUCCAGUGUUUUCAGUAUUUCUAAGCAAUCAAAGAAGUAUUAUUGACUUAAACGUUUUGCAUUGAAUAAGUAUUAAGUGCAAAGUCUGGGAAACAAGUAAAGUCGUUUGUGGCUCGUUGAACUAGAUAUUUUGCAGCCUGCGGUGCUGCACUAUACACCUCCAUAUGGCUACAUAUCCUUGAUGUUAUAAUACGAAAGUUGUUGUUAUUCAUGAUCUGGAUACACGUGUAGUCCGCUAUACUGCAUCUACCCGUCUUGUGCUUCGUGGAGAGAUAUGUUUUAUUGUUCAUAAUGAAUACAGAUUGUUUAAAUGCCUGUAUACGUAUAGGUGGUAAAUAAUAUCAUACCCUGGUAUGCUGAUUUGUUCGCGUUAUUAUUCAGGAAAUAAAUCAGAGUGGCGUAGAUUGUAACAAUUAUCAGAAAUUAAGUCGAGAUUUUCGUAAGAGUUGUAUUUUUAUUCAGAGCUGCUUAUAACAGAGCCUAUAUUGAAUAAAUUAAUUCAUCCCGACUCAAAAUGUCAUUUCGAAAUGAAACUCAGUAUCAUGAGGUUCCCUCAAGCAGGUGUUGAUUAAAACCAUAUGCUGUGAGAAAGUGUGACAGAAUAAAAACAAGUGAAGAAACGUGCGCCUUGUCCCGCCUCCUGCCAGCUGGACCCGCCUUGUGAUACAGUCUCCAUGACAACGGUGGUUUCCCGGGUAACCCCCUCCAAUGUUGCUAUGGCAGUUUUAGCUUCACUCUUGCAUUUUGGUCCUCGGGGGGCUCUAGAUACCAGAGUUUUGUUAAACUUUGUUAACUCUCUUCCUUAAAAGUGUAUUAAUCCAUUAAUCCAACCAGUUGGUAAUAUUUUAGUUUUAUUUAAAGUUUUUACUCGUAGCUGUACGACUUGAACUUUAGAAACAUGAACAUUUUUUAGAGCAGUUA